UUCUUGUUAAUUAUAAUUACUAAAUAGAAAAGUAGAAAUUAUAUCUACCUUUAAAAUAUUAGGCUUUAACUUAUUGAAUUACUUUUUGUGAAGUUCUAUAGUUGUGCUCCAAAUCUCCACAUUUAUUGAGAAAAAAAACAACAGAAUGCCUCCUAAAAAGGUAGAGGAACCAGAGAAGAAACCUCUCAUUGGAAGAGUUGGUACAAACUUAAAAGUGGGCAUUGUUGGAGUACCUAAUGUUGGAAAGUCAACAUUUUUCAAUGUCCUCACUAAAAGUCAAGCUGCUGCUGAAAACUUCCCGUUUUGCACCAUAGACCCCAAUGAAAGUAGGGUACCGGUCCCCGAUGAGAGGUACGACUUCCUCUGCGAGUAUCACAAGCCAGCCAGUAAAGUCCCCGCGUUCCUGAACGUAGUGGACAUAGCGGGACUAGUUCGCGGCGCCGCAGAGGGCCAGGGUCUCGGCAAUGCGUUCUUAUCGCACAUAAAAGCGUGUGAUGCUCUUUUUAAUUUAUGCAGAGCUUUUGACGACGAAAACGUCAUCCAUGUUGACGGUGAAGUGGAUCCAAUAAGAGAUUUGGAAACUAUCGGGGAGGAGUUGCGAUUGAAAGACGAAGAACAACUUUUGCAAAACAUCGAGAAACUAGACAGGACAGUCAAUCGCGGGGGUGAUAAAAAACUCAAACCUGAAUAUGAAGCUCUAUCAAAAAUAAAAACAAUUCUUUGUGACGAAAAGAAACAUAUUCGGUUUGGUGAUUGGAGUGCCGCUGAUAUUGAGGUGCUCAACAAAUAUCUGUUUCUGACGUCAAAACCUGCUCUGUACCUCGUGAAUUUGUCUGAGAAAGAUUACAUCAGGAAAAAGAACAAAUGGUUACCAAAGUUAAAAGAAUGGAUCGACAAGAACGACCCUGGCGCGCCGCUCAUUCCGUUUUCUGGUGUUUUAGAGAGCAAAUUACUAGAAAUGGAACCGGAUGAGAAGCAAAAAUUCCUUAAAGAAAACAACAUCACAAGCGCUCUAGAUAAAAUUAUCGUCCAAGGAUAUAAAGCGUUGCAGCUGGAAUAUUUCUUUACUGCGGGCGCUGAUGAAGUUAAAGCUUGGACUAUUCAGAAAGGUACAAAGGCACCACAAGCUGCCGGUAGAAUCCACACUGACUUCGAGAAAGGCUUCAUAAUGGCUGAAGUGAUGCACUACAAAGACUUCAAAGAAGAGGGCUCUGAAGCUGCUUGUAAAUCUGCGGGAAAAUACCGGCAACAAGGCCGUAACUACGUCGUUGAAGACGGUGACAUAAUAUUCUUCAAGUUCAACGCUGGAGCUGGUCUGAAGGACGCUAAGAAGAAAUGACGCGACAAGGUUCUUCUACUGCUAGUACACAUGCUGUACUUAAAUCUUGCGCUCUAUUCCCUUUUACAUGUCGCUUGAAUGAUGGACAUUUUUUAUACAUUCAUAAUUUAUUUAUAUUUCAAUAUAAACACUAUUUAAUUGAUUAAACUGGCUCAGACACAGGGGAAUCCGCGGUUACAAUUCAUUCGCUCUAUCUGUAGACUCUAUAGUCUUUGAUAUCUAAAAAAUCUAAAAGCUUAGGUGAUCAGCAUUGUUUCUAUAGAUCCCCUUAAUAAAACAAAUUAAAGAACAAAAACGGGUACUAUAAAAAAAUACUAUCAAAUUACGAUACUUAUAUUGCAUAAGAAAUCAUUAAUGUUUUAAAAACCGCGCGAUGUCCACUUUGUCUGUUCUAGCACUAAAAAGCUUCUUGUUUGUAAAAUCAAUUUUAUUAUAAGAAUUUGUAAAUUCUUACUGGCCUUAUAAUAUUAAUAAAUAGUUAUAUAACUUCAACAAA
This is a messenger RNA of Bicyclus anynana (squinting bush brown), 1835 nucleotides long. Its product is annotated as obg-like ATPase 1. Gene Ontology annotation, cellular component: cytoplasm. The transcript is spliced from 11 exons. The coding region runs from base 146 to 1339 and encodes 397 amino acids. Lineage: Eukaryota; Metazoa; Arthropoda; Insecta; Lepidoptera; Nymphalidae. Gene Ontology annotation, molecular function: ATP hydrolysis activity; ATP binding; GTP binding. The record is from RefSeq and is a predicted model, not a curated record.